CCUUUUUGAAUCGUUCCUUCCUUUCAAACUCAUGGUGUGUAACGUGGACAACAUUACUAGCUCACAUUUCUGCUGUCUGGAUUCUUAUAAGCCCGAAAACAGCUAUGAACGUUCAGCCUUCAAACCCCAAUAACCCGAUCGUGUUUUUCGACGUCACCGUCGGAGGGCAAGAAGUGGGCCGAAUGAAGAUUGAGCUUUUUGCUGACAUUGUUCCGAAGACUGCGGAAAACUUUCGGCAGUUUUGUACUGGAGAAUUCAAGAAGGACGGUGUUCCUGUUGGCUAUAAAGGCUGCACAUUUCAUAGAGUGAUAAAGGACUUCAUGAUCCAGGGUGGUGAUUUUGUCAAUGGUGAUGGCACUGGCAUCUGCAGCAUCUACAGGGGACCAUUUGCAGAUGAGAACUUCCGAAUGAAACACUCCGGCCCAGGACUCUUGUCAAUGGCCAACAGUGGGCCAGGAACUAAUGGCUGUCAGUUUUUCAUUACCUGUACAAAGUGUGACUGGUUGGAUGGGAAGCAUGUGGUAUUUGGAAAAGUGGUGGAUGGUUUGCUUGCCAUGAGAAAAGUUGAGAACGUACCAACAGGACCCAACAACAAGCCCAAGCUGCCCAUCGUUGUCUCCCAGUGUGGAGAAAUGUGAUUUACCCCUUUAAAUUUAAACAACAGAAAAGGCAUCUGACCAACAUCAUUAAUUGGUUUUACAUUGCAUUUUGUAAAUGGCAACAUAAUCGCAGUUUGUUACUGUUUCAAAGCUGAUUUCAUGUCAAUGUCAUCACUUUCCUCUGGUGAUAUUUGCAAAUGUCUCUGAAUUCAACAACAAAUACAAAUGUAAAAACCCUUUUUUUGACAUUUCUAAGUACAAGGCUUUUGUUUUUGAUCUCCCUUUUGAAAUGGCUUUACUAAGACUGUUGACUCUGUUUUCUUAAAUAAAUUCUGACCUGUGUUUUUUUAAAGCUUUAAAACUUUCUUUAUUCCACCUCCUUAAAGCUCAAGACAGAAUUGAUAUCACUUAUAAAUUAAUUAAAUCAUCAAACUUCUUUGUGUUUAUGAUACAAAACCAAUACCUUAAAUGGCACCCAACUUGACGCAAAUUCCCUGAGUGUACUUCCUUUGUUUUCUUAUAGCUACUUGCCUUAAUCCACAUCCUAAACCCAGAAACCCCUUCCCCCAUCUCUUGGACUGUGUCCCACAGACACAAAAGGGCUCUUUCAGCCGAAGUGCAGGAAGAGUUUUGGGCUCGGUGGGAGGCUUGUGGGGUCAAUGUUAAAACCCGUCUUUAUGUGGGACAACAGGGUGGAUCAUUCACAAUAAAACCACACUUCAACCAGGUCUUCUCAACAGUGUCAGAAACAUAUUUGCAUGACAAUGGGGAAGGGGGUAGUUUGGGCCGGUCUCGUAACUAGCCAUGGUCUGUCUCAGUUACGGUCACUGAGUGCUUCCUUU
Messenger RNA from Xyrauchen texanus (razorback sucker), 1441 nucleotides. RefSeq names its product peptidylprolyl isomerase H (cyclophilin H) (gene ppih). Gene Ontology annotation, molecular function: peptidyl-prolyl cis-trans isomerase activity. Gene Ontology annotation, cellular component: intracellular membrane-bounded organelle. Lineage: Eukaryota; Metazoa; Chordata; Actinopteri; Cypriniformes; Catostomidae. Gene Ontology annotation, biological process: protein peptidyl-prolyl isomerization; protein folding. The transcript is spliced from 9 exons. The record is from RefSeq and is a predicted model, not a curated record. Bases 105 to 638 code for a protein of 177 amino acids.